Molecule: messenger RNA, 4244 nt
Organism: Homarus americanus (American lobster)
Lineage: Eukaryota; Metazoa; Arthropoda; Malacostraca; Decapoda; Nephropidae
Product: N-acetylglucosamine-6-sulfatase-like
Exons: 5
Coding region: 169-1842 (557 amino acids)
Biological process (GO): glycosaminoglycan metabolic process
Molecular function (GO): glycosaminoglycan binding; N-acetylglucosamine-6-sulfatase activity
Source: RefSeq, a predicted model, not a curated record
CCUCUCCUGUCAUGGUGGAGGGAGGAGGAGGCAGCUACAUAGAGUCAUACAAACUUUUCUGUGGUAAUGUCUUAUGCUUGGUAUUGUUUGUUGCUCUAAUCAUCAGGUAACUUUGGGAUACCCAUUAGAAAAUAUUGAUGAAACGAUGAAAGAACGUGACCUGAUUAGAUGUGUUCAACACCUCACUAUCUGAGGGACAUGGAGGGCCAACAGAAGUUAUACUUGUUCCUGGGAUUUGCUCUGUUUGUGUCUGUGAUUUAUUGGUCUUCCCCAUACCACACACAUGAUGGUCUUGUACCAACUAAGCUGGUUCAACCUCCAAAUUUUGUCUUCAUUUUAACGGAUGAUCAAGAUCUAGUCCUGCGUGGCAUGUUGCCUAUGACCAAUGUGAAGAAUCUCAUUGGGAAACAAGGGGUUACCUUGGCCAAUUCAUAUGUGGCCAGUCCUCUCUGCUGUCCUAGCAGGUCGAGCAUUUUGACUGGCCAGUACGUCCACAAUCACGGUGCCAUCAACAACUCAGUUAGUGGACAAUGUAGCAGUGUCAGAUGGCAGGAAGGACCAGAGAAGAAGACUUUUGCAGCCCACUUACAUCAUAAUGGCUACAGAACAUUCUUUGCUGGAAAAUACCUCAAUCAGUAUGGGAUGGAUGAGGUUGGUGGGGUGCAACACAUCCCCCCUGGCUGGGACUGGUGGUUGGGCCUCAAAGGUAAUUCUCGAUACUACAACUACUCCCUCUCAGUAAAUGGAACACAUAAGAAGCAUGGAUCUGAUCCCAAUAAGGACUAUCUAACUAAUGUUAUAAGAGAAAGAGCUCUUGAAUUUCUCAGCCAGUCUUCCUUUUCUAAGCCAUUUUUCAUGAUGUUGUCAGUUCCAGCAGCACACGCACCGUUCACUCCUGAGCCAAAAUACUCAAAUAAUUUUACUUCUUUAAAAGCUUUACGAACAGAAAACUUCAAUAUUAAGGCAGGAAAAUCCAAACACUGGCUACUGCGGCAAGGGGUUCAACCUUUACCUGAUGAUGUUAUCACUAAAGUUGACAAUGUGUUUAGGAAUAGACUAAGAACAUUACUGACCGUUGAUGACAUGGUAUACAAUGUCUUACAGUAUUUGGAGUUGAAAAAUCAGCUUGAAAAUACUUAUGUAGUUUUUACUUCUGAUAAUGGAUACCACCUUGGGCAGUUUUCUCAGCCACUUGAUAAGCGAGAACCAUAUGAAACUGACAUACGAGUUCCCUUCUUAAUACGUGGUCCCAGUAUACCAGCAGGGAAAGUGAUCAAAUUUCCAACCUCCAAUAUUGAUCUUGCUCCAACUUUCUUGGACUUGGCAGGUUUGCAGAUACCCAAAUACAUGGAUGGCAUAUCUCUUAAGUCCAUAAUUGCUGUAGAUACUGUUGCUGCACAUAAGAAUGAAAUUAUAGUAGAUAGGAAAGAAAAUUAUAUUGGAAAAUAUAAUAUCAGUAGUUACAGAAAACACAGAGAACUAAGAAGAACCAUUCUAGUAGAACACUCGGGUGAAGGAAAAUUAACCAACGUGGGCUGUGAAUACAUUCAGUCAGGUAUGAGUGGAUGUAAUCCAGAUUUUGCCUGUAAAUGUGAAGAUUCCUGGAACAACACAUACUCAUGCUUGAGACAAAUUAGUGAUGGAGAAAAUAGAUUGUAUUGUAAAUGGGAUGAUGAUGAGGCCUUUGAGGAACUUUAUGACUUGGACAAGGACCCUUGGCAAUUAAACAACACAGUGAGAUUUGUAACCAAAAAUAUUCACAAAAAAUUAAAAAAUCUUCUGAGGAACAUGCAGCGGUGUCGAGGUUCACGGUGUAUUGAUCUAGCGAGCUUUGUAGUUUAACCUCAUGCUUGCUGCAUGCUGUAGUAACCCACUUUAACAACUACUACUGCCAUCAUUGAUUUGGUAAUUUCUCAAUAAAAAAAAGAUAAAGGAAACUUAAGUACCUAUACACUUAGCUAUCUUUAAGAUGUAGGGAUUAAAUAAAACAAAGAAUGUGUUGAAUAAAUUUAUAUCUAACAGAACGGGGGAAAACUAGCAAGCAUAUGUUGUACCAGUUUGUCAUCAAUAGUCCCCCCCUCUUCUUUUUUAUUAUUAUUAUUAUUAUUAUUAUUAUUAUUAUUAUUAUUAUUAUUAUUAUUAUUAUUAUUAUUGUUAUUGUUACUAGGUAAGACCUUAUUAAGAGCUCCAUCUUAAUGCAAGGUCUGUCCAAAAAGAUACCAAACUUUUAAAAAAGCAAAUUUAUUGCUUUACUUACAACUUAAUCAGACUUGUCUCCUUCAAAGUACUCCUCUCCACUGUUGAUACACCGCUCCCAACGUUUUUUUCCAGUUCUGGAACGUGUUUUGGGGGAUAGUGUGCAUGUCUCGUAGCGAAUUUUCUUCUAUCUCGAAUAUCGUUUGAAAUCGGCGACCUUUCAGGGUGGAUUUCAACUUUGGGAAAAAAAAAAGUCCACAGGGGCCAAAUCCGGAGAGUAGGGCGGCUGGGGGACGAUAGUCGUCUCGUGCUUCACCAAUAAGUCGCGGAUAAGGAGCGACGCGUGAGCAGGUGCAUUGUCAUGAUGCAGCAUCCUGGUCUUGUUUGUCCACGCCUCAGGCCUCUUCCUUCGCACUGCCUCCCUCAAACACUUCAGGAUCUCCAAGUAAAAGUCUUUAUUGACUGUCUGACCACGUGGAACAAACUCAUGAUGAACGAUGCCCUUCCAAUCAAAAAGACGAUCAACAUCACCUCCACAUUUGAGCGACUCUGACGUCCAGAUUUGGGAUCAUCUUCGGUGGAAGUUCUUCCCCUUUUGAAAUGUUGGUACCACACGUGACAUUGCGUACAGCUCAAACAAUCCUCCCCAUAAACCUGUUGCAACAUUUGAAAAGUCUCCAUAAAAGUUUUUCCCAAUUUGAAACAGAAUUUCACGCAAACACGUUGCUCUUCAAGAUCCUUCAUGGUUCAACUUGCAACAAAUCGCCAAGUGCACUCAACACAUGUUCACUCUAGCACGUCUAGCUCAAUGACUAAUUGACGUGGCGUAAUGCGGUUAGUGUUAGACUAAAGGUCAAGGUCACCACUACACAGUGCUCCCAUCGUGAGCACGCUGCGCCAGCUCGUUGGCGCGCUAUUUACAAAGUUCCGUUUAUUUUUGGACAGACCUCGUAUAAAGGUUUGCUUACUAAAUAUUCUCAAAAAAUUUUGUUUUCAUGCAUAGAAUGUACUGUAAAUCCUAUGUUAGAGAAAGGAAAACACAUAAAAAUUACUUACGGUAAUAAAUUGUAAGUUGGCUGUGACCUUUGCACCUUCAGUGAAUUGACAAAGAGACACUAAACUGUGUCUGAGCAUAACAGGAGUGAGUGGCUCACUGGUUAGUUCUUGUUGAUACCAGAUGUAGCUAACUACCAUUUUUUAAUUCACUGAAGACAUGGAAUCCACAAGCUACUUAUCACUUCCUCUCAAUUCAGAUGCUUAAUUUCCUUGCUCUGGCAUCAUAAUUAUAGUCAGUGUUUUAAAACAAAUGUUUGAUUAAAAAUCCCCAGAAACAAUACACUGGUAUAUUGUAGCUUACAUAUUACUGUACUUGUACAGUACAGUUUUAUUAUUAUUAUUUUAUUAUUAUUAUUAUUAUUAUUAUUAUUAUUAUUAAUAUUAUUAUUGUUAUUUACAUUACUAUACAGAUAUCCCUCGCGAUAUGAAUGGGGUAAGUUCCAAAAAAUCCAUUCGUUACGUGACUUUACAUAUCAUGAAUAGAUAUACAUAUGGGAAAAAUAAGGUUUGGUUUCCCGAUGACAAAAAAUUCUAAUAUCAUACCCCAAAAUCAUGAAAUGAGUUCACGUACAAGAACAAAACCUACCUAACUAAUGCUCAAUAGUACACAACUAUUGUUGCUUGUAAUGAAACUAUUAAAGUUGUGGAAAAAUCAUUAAAAUAAUCUAAUGUGGCUUAGAAAUAUGGAAAAUAUAAUAUAAAACUAUAAAAUAAGAAAAAUGAAAAGCAUAUGUGGGAAGUAAAUUUGAUAUGAGGUGGGAAUGCGUGGCAGCAUUCCUUGCCAACUUGACGUCAUGACAUACUGGACACACCCACUGCUGUGGCCACCACAUGUCUGUGAGUCAGCUGGGUGAAUGCCUGAACUGUCACAGGCUGGAUGCAUGGGAGGUUUGUGUGUGGAAGAACUUAUUCUUUGUACAUAAAAUAAUAGAGUAUGUACUGUAUAUACUGUACCAGUAAAUGUGAGGAAUAACAAAAAAUAACAAAUAAAA